Cinara cedri is the source of this 22815-nucleotide messenger RNA. The record is from the annotation of a GenBank genome assembly. NCBI's taxonomy places the organism in Eukaryota, Metazoa, Arthropoda, Insecta, Hemiptera, Aphididae.
UGGUGCGCCCGAGUGUGUAUAUCGUUGCCGUUGCCGUUGCCGGACGUCGACUCUCCGCCGCUCGUUUAUAUAAAUAGAGGCGUCCCGACGACGCCGUCGUCGCCGCCGGUGACUUUCUGGCGCGCGCGAAUGUACACGGACGACGGCGGCCCAGUUGUUAUUAUUAACGUGCGGCUAUAAUAGUUAUAGUAUACAUUAUACGUGUAUUAUAGCUCUAUACGCGAUAAAUCGUCGUCGUCUCGUGUAUUGCGUGUGUUAUUAUUGUUGUGUCGUGCGCGAACCAAUCGCCAUCGUCGUAUUUGCACCGAAAUAAUAAUAAUAACAAUAAUAAUAAUUAUAAUAAUAUUAUAAUACUGUUGUUGUUUCAUAAAUUCUGUAUACACCGCGCACAGGUAUCCGCGGAGGAACGUCUCGCGAACCGUCUAUUAUUCUUGCGGAAUCGCGAAUUACGCGUUAGGUGUUCUUCUGCCGCCCUUCCGACAGCGAGGGGUGAUCGCGUGUCGUCGUCCGGAGCUGCCACCGCCGCCGUCAUCGUCGUGGUCGCUUCCGCCGGCGCCGCCGUCCCAGUGUUUGGUCGUCCGCGAGCGAUUGUGUCCGUCACCGAUGGUGUACAAGACCGUACUAUUACUACUGCUACCACCGGUGGACGCGAGAAUGCGCCGAUACCGUGACGCCGCGAUCGCGCGUGAUGCGGUGUGAUCGAACGUCGACGACGACACGGUGCUGGUGACGAUAAUGUCCGGUGUCGCGCGGCGGUAAAAAGGCGUUAAAUGUCAUCGGUUCCGGCGGUGUGGGUUUGGAAUUAUGUCGCUGCCGGCGGUCGAGGGACAACGCAGUCCGGCGCUGUGUAAGUAAUAAAACGGCGGUACUGUGGAAUUGCGAGUAUAAAUAAAUCAAUGCCAAAAUAAUGUUUGCCAAAAAUAUAAAAGGACGAGGAAAGAACGAGAGUUUCACAUUGUUCGGCUCGGUUCCCGGCCAAUACCGCUGCCCCGGUCGUAAGAGGGUCAUUCGUCAAGACCGCCGAAUAGAUCGUUUUCUCUCGGUAACCAACCGACACCCGCUCACCAUACGCCGCUGCCGAACUUGCGUUUCAUUCGUACACACCACGAGCUUUUUCUCCCCCCCCCGCGUAUAAACGUGCAAUACGUACACAUUCAAUACAUUCUGUUUUUAACGACGUUUGAAUUGACAUUGUUCGGCUAACAUACUGUUGUACUUGAUAAUAAUAUUGUGCCAUGGAAUAGCUGAUGUUACGCAUUUGAUUUAAGUGGGGAGGAACACGUGCUCUUAAAUAACGUCUUAUCGUCUAUAUAUAGAUCUGAAAAAAAAAACUGAAUUCUUUCUGGAUUUCAUUUUUAGACAUGGAUUUGUCGAGUUCAAGGUUACUAUACUUGCAGUGUUACGGUGACACUUAUAAUCCGUACGUAUAGAUACGUGGGUCGUAUCUCGUUAUGGCCGAUCUUUUUUAUAAUACUAUAGCCGUUAUUAUAACAUUUUUUUAAAAAUUGAUCAACAAUAUUUAUACAUAAUAUUAUAGUAGUAUAUAGUAGAUCUAUAAUAAUUAUUACGAUAAUUAUAAUAUUUCAGUUUCUAACGAAAAGUGCAAUCUGUUUUUUUUUUUUUUUUCAAUAAAUAUACAGUAUUAUUGUAAUCAGGAUUCGGAUUUUAUAGCACUAAAAUGUACAUAAAUGUGCACAAUAAUAAGCAUAAUAAUAAUAAUAAGCACGAAAACCAGGAAAAUGUAGUACUAUUCUAAAAAUCUAAAAUGUUUCAAAUAUUCAAAAAUAUUCAUUAUAUGUUUGGAAUCCCCGUUGUAAAAAAAUAAAUGUAUAGCUAACUCUGCUAUUUUUCUCCGUAUUCUAUAAUAAUAGGUAUUACCAAGUGUUACAGAAACCGAGCCCUGAUUAUAAUAGUUUUGGGUAUAAUAUUCGAAUAUAGCUCUGAUAGCAAGAUCAAAAACUAUUAUAGAGCUAUUGUAUAAGACCAUAAUAAUACGUAAAACUUAUAUGUAGGAUUUAUUCAUGAAAUCAAUUUUUAAAACCUGAAUAUUCUCAAGCGAGUUUUUUUUUUAAAUUUAUCUGUCACUGAAAAUUGUUCAAAUUUUAUGUGUAGAUAUGCAUUACUUAGUAACUGUUUUAUCUUCUUUAAUAAAAAUUCGUAAGAUUUCCUAUAAUUUAUAAGUAGAUACACCACAGUAUUUGUUAUUUUUUCGGUGCCGUUAAUUACUUUCUACAAUUUCAACCCAUAUUUUUUUGUUUGUGAUUUGUUCUAAAUUUAACAUAGACUAAUCCGUUUUUUAUUUUUAUAAAAUAUUUUACUUAUUUCUCUAUUUUAAAUUAAGCAACGAGCUUUUUGUUAAUGGGUGAUUUAACGUUCAAUUGAUAAUAAUAAGUUUAUGAUGGAAAAUAAGUAGAAUACAAUAUUAUGCACCCAAAUAUGCAUGUUGAUGCAUAUUUGAACAUAGAUGUUAUACCUCAAGAAUAAAGGUAAUUUUAAAAUUGUCCAAAAUAAAAAAUUCCAUAAACAAAAGUAAUAUAUCUACAUUUUUUAAUGUGGAUAUAAUGUGGAUUUUAACUAUUUUAAUGUGAAUUUUCCCCAGUUAGAAUCUAUGAUUGUUAAUUGAUUUAUCAUGCAAAACCAUGUCGGGUAUAGAUCACAGAAAAACAUAUUCUCACUUCUUUCAUGGAUUUUUUUUCUGUUAUCACCGGGAAGAACCCUAUUCAAGUCCCGGCAUUGACGCCCACUAUACAAUUAUCAUUCAUUAUUGGACACCUAGUCUAAAUAUGUAAUAAAUGUCUUUAACUUGUUUAUAGCUACUUAAGGAUAAAACCAUGGCCUUAUUUAGCAUUCAUUUUUUUUAGAAGCAAGGUGGUUAUUUUAAGAUGAUACUAUAAUAUAAUUUGUAGAAUUUUAAUUGAAUAGAAUCAUAUCAGGUUUUUAUAGGCACCAGAUGAUCCAUGAUCCAUUUAAGUGGGUACACUUAUCAUUUCAGAAAAUAUUAACUUUUUCUCGAAUUUAUUUUCUAGAACAUUUAAGAAAUAAGCUGCUCUACAAUUUUGUAUUUAUAUUAUUUUUUGUUACCUUUAUUUUUGGGGAUAAAACCAUUAUCUAUUUUUGAUUUUCAAAUAGCAACUUAUAUUAAAAAUUCCAUAAAUAGAUGGUGUAUUAGUUAAAAUAAAUUUGGUGUUGACAUUUUUGAUUUCCGCCAAUCCAUUGACGAGAUAUUCCACUUUUAAGUUUGGGUUGGGGGAAAGUAGUGGAGUAUCAUUAAUUUUGUGGUUAUAUAGCGCACAGCUUGUUGAUAAUGCGCAAUUACUCUUCUCCAAACCAAACGUAAAAAAUAACAUAAAUAAAAAUUGUAGAGCUGCUUAUUCCUUAAAUGUUCUUGAAAACAAAUUCCGAAAAAUAUUUACUUUCCGAGAUAAUGAGUGUCCCCAUUUCAAUCGAUCACCUGAUAUAUAUAUACAUUUACUUAUACUAUAUUAUGUCCGUAAUGUCCGUGCACGUUAAAAAUGGAAAUGUUCUUUUUGGUGUCGCCAUUGAUAUAGGUUUAGUAGCAAUGUAGUUUACUUGGUAGAUUAUUAUAUUAGGAAGGCAAUACAAAUAAUUUUUAUGUCAUUUCGGGAGUUGUGUUGAUCCCAGAACCUUCUCUCUUGUCUGAAUACGGUCUUGGUAAAAACCCAUUUAUUACUUACGAAGGAUUAUUUUCGUUUUGAAAGGAUCUCCUAUAUAAAUACGACAUAGUAAUAAGACAAUCUGUUGUUUUCGUCUUACAAAGAUACGUUAUAAAAAAUUUAUGUUCAGCAGAUGUUAUGUUGUUAGUUUUCAUACUAGAAUAAAUUAAUCGAUUAUUAAAUUUAAAGGAAGAACAUUAACUGCGUUUGUACAUUGUUUUUUUUUUUUUUUUUUUUUUACAUUACUUAAAUUUGUAAGCAUCUGAAAUAACCAACGUAUAAACUCAGAUAAUGUUCAUUCCUUUAAUUUUUAUAAUAUAUCAGUUCACUCUAAUAUUAAAACUAAAAGGACAAAAAUGAUUUUGCUGAAUGUAAAUUAGGUAUGUCGUUCGUUUGUAUAAAUCAGAGACAACCAAAAUGCAUGUGUAGCGUCCUCUUGAAUACGGAAUUACUCAGAAAUUUGUUAGAGAUUAGCUCACUGUUAUAAUAAUCUCAUAAAUAAUUGUAUGGAAAAAUAAAAACACGUAUUCAGACCUAUUAUACCUACGUAUUUUUUAUUUUUUUACAAAAAUUUUCGUAUUUAGUACUUACCCGUUUUUACACAAUUUAUUUUAAUCCAUUUCAAUAAUUUAAAAAACUCGUGCAAACCGAAUACCAGAUUUCUGAAAAUUUACUAAAAUACUUUCCCUAUUGAUUUCAUUUGUAUAUACCUGUUAUAGAUUCGUAAAAUCGUAUUUAGUGUAUAAGUUAUAAUAGUUUAAGAUAUUAUCAUUGAUUAAUGAUUAUAAUAUAUUUUGUUCUAGUAUUUAUUUUAAAAAACUAGGUAAAAUUAGAUCAUAUAUCAUGAUACUAAAAUAUAUUUUAAUGUUUAUCGCGAUUAAAGACAAAUGGGAAAUUCAAAUAAUUCAAUUGAUUUGAAAUAUUAAAAAAAACAAAAUGCCAUUCAACUUAAGUUUUCAUGGUUUAAAAUUGUUUGUACUUUGUAAUAAUUAUUGUGAUUGAAACCACCUACCUAUCUAGUAUCUUAUACAUUGCAAAUAACUCGUUCGUAUUUAUAUUUAUGUACCUAAAUCUAAACCUUACUAACUUUAACCAUUAUUUAUUGAUCAAUUAAUGUAUACGCUUUAUUAACUAAUAUUUCGUAUGCGUGUAUGUUUUUCCUUUUUCGUAAUUAUUUGUCCAUAGUACCUAGAAUCCCAUGUAAAUACUAUGUAGUAUCCGUAUUUUAGAUUCUAAAGAGAGAGCGGAGCGAGGAAUAUAUCGGUUUUACAAUGAUGUUUGUUAAUUUUUUUUUUUACCGUGUACAACAAUUUUACCAAUUUUUAAAUUUUAUCUGACUUUGAUAUAUUAAGUGUAGUAUUUUUUCUGAAAGAGAAUUUUAUUUAAUUGGUACUUUAUGAAGGUCAUUUUGAUUUUUCGAGCAAUUUUUAUAACAAUUGAGCAAAACCGGUAUAAAACGUAGGAAAAUGGGAAAAUGUACGAAAAUAAUGCUUUUGUUAUUUUCAAUUUUUUUUUAUUGUAAUCCAGUUUAAAAUGUUCGUAGACUUAGAAUUUUGACAGACAACUUAUAUUUGCCCUUUCUAGACGUGAUACAAUUUUCAAAACCAUUGAGCUAUUUUGUAGCUAUUUUAAUUUUAAUUUUACGAAUUUAUACGUACAUUUAUUUGUUAAGUACUCUGUGAAUACAAUUUUUAGAACAAAAAUGCUUGAUAAUUUAACUGGAAGCUCAUUAUAAAUUGUAUUUAGUGAAUAACAAGAAAAAGUUGAGUUUAAUGUAGUAUUUUCUUUUUAUAAGAGUUUUAAUAUCAAAUUUUGACGAAAAUCGUAAAUAUUACUGACUUUUAAAACAUAUAAAACCAAACUCCGCUCAGAAUCAUUUCUUGUAAGCAAUGAUUAAUCGUUGCAUACAGAUAUACAUUAAAUUCCCUUCUAUAUCCUACCUUGGGGAGCCAACUUCUCAUCUGCAACAGUGGCCCAUCUUUCGAGUGAAGUUUGCCCGUCUUUUUGUAAUAUACUAAUUUUAAAAACGAGCUUUAAAUUGUGUAUACAAUUAUAAAUUAUAAUAUUAUUAAUUGACCUUUACAUUUGUGUACGACAAGAAGUAUGCAAUUAUACGACUAUAUAACUAUAUGAAACUAUUAUGUAUAUAUCAAACAUUAAAUUCAGUGAAAUGCGUGCCAAACUCGUUUUCAUUUAACAGACGGAAACUAAUUAGCAGUAAAAUUACUACAGUAAUAUGGCUGCAUACGAAUUGGUUCCCUAAAAACGAAAAUAUCUGUCGCGACAAACGAGUUGCGUCCGCGAUUUUUACACAAUACGUCCCAGUUGCGUCCACGGUUUUUCGGCGACUAUAAACUCAAAUGUUUUCCAUUGAUUAUCGAUACUUUAUUAUAGGUUGGUGAAUAUCACCUUACAAUUUGUUGUUAGAAAUUAAUUUUGUACGUAUGGUUCAUGUCAAAAAUGUCCAAACUAAUAUUUAUAUUAAAAUGCAAAGCUUAAAUUUACAAACAAAUGAAGAGAGUUUGUAAAAAAGAUUUUAUUAAAAAUACUAUGACUUAGUUUCAAACAAAAAUAUAUCACGUCUUGAGUUCGUUCAAAAAUUGGCGUACAAAUUAUUUUUUAAAAUAAUAAUAAUCGGCAUAGUAUCUGUAUAUAACAAUAUUCACAAAGGUACGACGUAAUAUUAUUUUUAAUUAAUUUGUAAUAAAUACAUUUUAGAGCAAUAAAUAAUUUAUAGUAACUAAUAUAUUAUAUAUUUUUAACUACGUCAUUUAUAUAAAUGAUAGUCAGUAAAAUUGGGAAGGAAAAUAAAUAUACAUCAAUAUUAACUCGGAUGUGUCGUGAGAAAAUCGCGGACGCAACUGACGCAAAAUAUAAUAUAUGGACGCGAUUCGAAUGGGCCAUCUAAUACAAUAUGCCUAAAAAAAUUCACAAUUUGGAAUAAUUUAUAUUUCAAAAAUGUACGGAUUCCAAAGGUUUCUUUCAUAGUUUUUUAAAAAUAUUUUAUAACAUAAAUUUUAUUUUUAUGUCCAGACUAAAUCCUUAUUAUUUCAGUUAAAAAUAAAUAAUGGAAGGAUGCACUAAUUAACUGACCUGCAAAUAUAAUAUACAAUGACCUAGUUUAUUAUUAGUAUUUAAAUUUGAAUAGUACAUACUACAUAGUUAGUUUGUACUAUUCAAAUUUAUUACUACAUAGUUAGUUAUAUAGGCAUACAUAUAUUUAAUAAAAUGUGUCAUAAAGGUAUUAAUAUGUAUUUUCUACCGUGUUUCAGUUAUUUAGAGAAGUACUUACAAUUUCUUUUCAGAAAUUAUCCCCUCCCGUAAUUACGUAACUACCAUAUUUUUAUAAUAUAAUGUAUCAAGCAAAAGUAUUCAAUAAUUUGAUUAUAAUAAAAUAAUAAAGUAAAAACAAAAUUAUUAUAUUAUGGAUUGGUAGAAUACAAUAUUAUUUUAAGUACCUAUAUAUAAAUAUACAAAAUAUUAUCAUUAUUAAUGAUUGGACUAAACAGAGGGUGAAAUCCCCUAAAUUCAAAUAAAAUCCACACCCUUUUAUUGCAUGAUAUGUACUAAAUUAAUCUUUAGACGUUAUUUUGUGUUUUUCAUUUCAUAAUGAAACUUUUUCUCCAAUGGUCGCAUUAUAAAUUAUUUAAUGUUUUAAGUAAAUUAACAGUAUUUAUUAUAUAAUAUACUAGGUACGUAUAUUAAUUAAAACUAAUUUAAAAACUGUUUUUGUCUAAAUGAAAAAAUUUACAUUAUCAUUAAGCUAUACAAAAUAUAUUCAUCUAUAGAAUACAUGAAUCAUAAGUUCAUGCAAUUAGAUUAGAAUGACAAUAGGUUAUUGCAUAAAGUUCUAAUUACUUUUUUGGAAAGCGAGUUGCAAUAAUUUCUAGAGUCAUAAUUAAUAGAUUAUUUUUACUUUUUGAAGCAUUUUAAAUGUUCCAAUUGACGCCCUAUUUUUGAUUUUUCAUAGGGAACUUUAGAACCUCAAGAAAUGGUACCUACUCCUCAUGUCUGCUUUUUCAGUAUUUUUCUUAGAACAGUCUACAGUUUACCGACGAUAAACUUAAUCAUCCCUAGCUUUUGAACUACAUAUUAUAUAACUGUUCUAAUUUAAUUUAGUCUAUCGAGUUAAAUAUGUAUCAUAAUACUGUUGAACUUUUGUGACUUAACAAUAUUAUACAUAUAUAUGUGUGUUCAUAUAAGUAUUUAUUGUUCCUGGUGGUGCAUAAAUAAAUAAUUAAAAUGCAUACAAAUAAACUUAAAUGUAUUUGCAAACAAUUCUAAAGUAUAGGCAGUAUCCUAUAUAGCUCAAAUUAAAUUGAAUAAUUUAGUAUACGGUACCCGAGGGACAAGAUAAUGAAAUUCUAUUCUGAAACCUAUUCUAUGAUCAAAUAUUUAUUAAAUCACAUUUAGAAUUUUUCGCAGUUGGAGGAAGUGUAAACUGAUAAUGUUUAAGGUGUAAAAUAUAGGAGUAGGUUAUGUCCUAAAAGAUAAACAGAAAAUAAUAACUUAUAAAUCAACUAUAACGCAUACAUUGGCGGAUUCAUGAGGACAUUUUCCCCCCUCCCCUUUAACAUAGUAGGGCAUAGUACUUUGCUUUGAAUUUGUAUAAUACUUUAAUAAAAUUGUUGAAAAAUAUAUAUCAUAUUAUAUUAGGUAAUUGGUUUAGACCUCCCCUCCCAAAUUAUAGUUUGGAUCCCCUAUUGAUUGAAUAGUAAGAUGUAUUAAGGUGCUUGCAUGAACCGAACCUAUCCGUUCCGCCGUAAAAAAUUCGCCAAGACUAUUUCAUCGUGAUCCAUUCACCGAUGUACUGAUUUUCCGCCCGGUUUUUCACUGCCAAAAUAAUUUUAGGUAGGUACACAUUAAACUAAUAAAUCGAGUAAAUAAAAAUAAUAAAUAAUCAACACAAAUUUAUUUUACAUGACUACACUGCUUUCCUAAUGAAAUGGAGAAUCUCCAACAAUUGAAUUGUCGGGAAAAUUAGUUUAUCGAUUUCUUUGUUUUUCACUAUGAAAUUAUUAUUAUUAUUAUUCACUUUUUUGCAUUAGUUAUUAGUAAUAAGCAUUCUUAAUUUGUUUAAAGUUUUUUUUGUACUUUCUAUACUCAAUAUGCAAUAGAAAUUUGUUUACUAAUAAAACAGCAGUAUCUCCAUUGUACAUACUACUUCAUUAUUUUUUACAUAAAUGUACCUACAUACAGUAUUUUUCCUUAGUAUUUGACAAUAUUUUGGUCAAUGCAACAUUUUACAAUGCAUUUUAAAUUUUUUCUAGUAGAGUUAUGUAUUUUUCCUAAGGAAAAAACCACAGAAUUAUUCUAUUACACAGAGUAUGAAAUGACCUCAAUUUUGAAAAUCUGGCAUUUAAUGCUUAUUUCCCUGGAGAAUUAAGUAUCUACCUAUAAAUUAUUAAUUGUAUUUCAUAAUUAAUGAAUUUAUUAAUGUGCGCACGUGACUACAAAAAUCACUUAAGUUAGGCACAUUUUAUUUAUAUUAUAAUUUAAUAUUAAUUUUUUUUAAAUUAAAUAAUUUUGCUGUACACUGCAGCAAAAUGGUUGGUGGCAAAUCGGUCUAUCGAUGAAAAUACUAUCGGGGAAUCAGUCCGUAUCGAAUUAACGGUGUUGGUUCCAGGACAACAUAAUAGGGAGGGGGCGAUUUUGAAAAUACAUAAAAAGCAUGUAUUUAUGGCGAGCUUAAUGAUAAAUCAAGCUAAGAGUAUAUUAGAGAGUGAACAAGAUGGAGAACGCCGAAAACUGAAAUGACUAAAUGAGCACAGACCGGAUAAAAUAAUAUAACGUUACUUUACUUUUUACUUCCUUCCCCAGUGUCCUGGCCAAGGAACGAAGUUUCUCGUGUCGAAUACCCGAUUUUAUUUUGUCAGACGCUAUUGUGGUAGGGACAUAUACACAAAACGUCUUUGGAUUUUAUCAAGCUUUUCGAUUUGACCGGGCUGAGAAAAAUUCCAAACCACAUAUCCAAAUUCUAAGACCUCACUAAUUCAUAGUAUAGUGGAGUAAAAUAUUUUAUAACCUUAAAAUCGGCACAAUUCCUUUUUAAAAAAACAAGUACUCUAACGCUUUUGUGUAAAUAGAAUCAAUAUGAACAUUGAAACUUAGGUAAUUUAAAAAAAUAAUGCCUAAGUCACGAACUUAAUGGACUUGAAUAAUUUCUUCGUUAUACUUUAAACUUACAAUUUACAAGAAGUUUAUGACGAUGAAAAAAAAAAGAGUAUAAAAAAGGGAAAGAAAAAUACAUAGGUACAGUAAUAUUAUAGAUAUACAGUGAACGCCGCUUACAAGACUCACUUUGGAACCAACAUAAAGUGAGUCUUAUAACCAAAUGAACCUUAUAAGCGAAGUGGAGAAAGGAUAGAAUGUAUUUGGAUAUGUCCGGACUGUUCCAACUGAUUUUGAGUCUAAUAAGCGACUGAACCUUAUAUCCGUGAGUUUUACAAGAGACAUCCACAUAUACCGUUAUAUGAUAAAAUAAUUAAAUAGCUAUUUAUUUUCUUUAAUAAUACUUGUUUAAUAUUGUACCAAUUUUCCUAUGUUUUUUCUCGGUUUUCUCAUUUUUUGAGAAAACUCCAGGGAAAAUAAAAAAAAACGAUUUCCCCAAAGUAACAAAGCAGUCAUAUUUCCUUUUAGAAAUUUGUUCACAGGAAAAAAAAAGGCUGUGAUAUUUGUUCAAUUAUACCUACAGCUUGUACAUUUUCCCAUUUUUUUUCCGUUUUUCACAUUUGGUAAGAAAAGUUAUCCACAGAAAAAAUUAAUAAUAAAAAAAUAAACAUUUUUGUAAAACCAUAACGGUUAAGUAAUUAAAAUAACGAAAAAAUAAUUGUGUAUUAAUGAAAAAAUUUUAUAUAUAUACAAUAUGCAUUCAUACAUAUAACAUACAUAAGAUUUAGUAAGUAAGUAAGUAGGUUCUUUCAAAAAAGUCGGUGAUGUGCGCCUGGUUUUUUGGUAUAGAAACCGUCAUGAUGUGCUCUUAAUUUUUCAACGUAACAAAAUAGUCUGGGCCUAUGUCGUGCUUUUUACCCGCUUCAACCAUACAUCAUCGCUCAUUAGGGUAACAUAAGAUUAGAUUAGGUUUGUAAACUAAAAUAAUCGUCAAGGUUUUUCUCCUUUUGGGAAUUAUUGUAUAAUUUUUAUUUCUGAUAUGACUAUUUUCUGAUCGUUAUAACUGAAAACCCGAACACAGUAAACGCCGAAAAAUGUACUGAUAACGGCUGUUUAUUCUGUUCUUGGCAUUUAUAAUCACUAAGUAGCUGAUUUUAUAACUAGUGAACACUAUAAAUGACAACCACUUUAUAAUUAUUUAUUUUAAAUAAAAUUUUUAUUUUAUGUAAAUUAUUAAAUCACCGUUAUUAUAAUAAUUAGAAUUCAAUUGGUCCAAACGAAAAUGUUUUAAUUUGAAUUAUAUUUUAAAAAUAUUAAUAAUACAAAUUAGUUGAUAAAUAGAUUAUUUUUUUUAAAUUAAGUUUAUUUUCAGCCUUUAAUUUGAACAAUUUUUAGUUCUUUCUUCAUUAACUUAUGAAUUUUAUUUAUUUAACAUAAAUAAUUUUAUAGUAUAAUCAAGUUUACAUACUAUUUAACAAGAAAAAGAUUGAACAAAGAAAAUAUCAUGGAUUAUAUUUUAUCCUUGUUUAGAUAAUUUUAUGUUUAUUUAAUCUAAUAUUAAAUACUGUUAAUUAUUAUAAAUAUUUAUGAAAAACGUAUACAUUGUUAUAAUUUAUAUGAAUGGAAAAUUAUUUCCAUGUAAGUAAUUUUAAAACAGCAUCGCUUCAUUAAAUAAAUUGUUUAGAUAAGUACAUAUUUAGUGUCCGCAAUGUAUACGCAGCCAUAUAGAUAAUGAAUGAAAAAUAUUUAAUUGUUUUGAGAGUUUUUUAUUCGUUAAUUUUAAGAAAAAACUAAAAUAUACUGUUUUAGAUUUAGUAUGAAAAUGAUGAACAUUGAUAGCAGGUUAUGUUGAAUUAUAAUAAUUUAGCAUUUAGCAGUAACCCCAUACAUUAUGUUCAAUAAUUUAUUCUUUAACAUAAAUCAUUACCUACUUAUCUAUUGAAUAAAUUUAUUAGAAACUUUGCAAGAAAUAUAAUUAUUAUCAUCAUAGAACAUAAUUUUAUGAACAUAUUAAGCCAUUACUAGGAUUACAAUAUACUAUGUGUAAUUUAUUAUGCAUACUUAAGUACCUAGCUAGUAAUUAUUGUAUGCAUCAUUAAACGAUAAAAAUACAUUUGAAUUGUUUUUAUAGGUAUUGCGGUAUUUUUGAUAAUUUCAAAUAGAGUAUUUGGAUCAGGUAAAUAAAACAUCAUCGAAAUGUACCUAUUAUGCUGUUAUAAAUUUGUUUAUUCACUUUGAACAUUUUAGAUUCCGAUAUAGUUGGUGGUAAUUUCUCAAUUACAACUACUAUCAGUUAUGAUAUAUCGGUUCAAGAUAUGGCACCUGACGACGAAGUUUUAACGAGUUCAUCGUGCCAACAAUUCUUGGAAGCAUUUGACUUUUAUUCCCCGGGUUAUCCUCAACAUUAUCCCAACAAUACGGAAUGUAUCAGAACAAUUGAAGGUACGAAUUAAAAUCAUUCUGAAAAAAAUAGUAGUGUUUGAAGAUUUUUUUUUUUCUUGGCAGCUGGCGAUGGAGAAAUAAUUGAAUUAGAUUUUAGAGACUCGUUCACCAUUGAACCAAGUAGUGGGUGUAAACAUGAUCAUUUAGAAAUUCGGGAUGGUGAAUACGGAUAUUCAGAACCGUUCCAUUAUUAUUGCGGAAAUCAGUUUCCUCCAAAGUUAGUAUAUAUAUUUGUUAGAGUGUACCUACUUAUAGUAUAUUAAUAUGUGCAUGAUACUCUUAUUAAAAAUACGAGUUAUAUGAAAAAGCCAGUUCUAACCUAGGGGAUGCCGGAUAAAUCUAACUUAAUCCGCAAUGUCCACUACGUAUUCGAUUUAUUUUCUGACAUCAACACCCAAAUUUAAUCAUACCGAUGUUAAACCAACCUAAUCAAACCUAUGCUGGAUUGAAAACGACAAAAAAAAAAUUUAUUUCAUUAUCUUCACUCGUAAUAAUAUAAUAGUAAAACAGUAUAGUAUACUUUUGUAUGUAAAUAAUAGUGUAAUAAUCAAAGAUUUGUAAAAAAAACUUGUCACAUAUAUUAUAAUAUAUGCGACGAGUUUUUCACGAAUUUGUGAUAAAUCAUACAUAAUAUAUGUGACGAAUCAAUUAGGUUGGGAUAAGUUUAGGUGUUGGUGACAAAAAAUAAUUUUAUUAUGUAGUAUUGCGGGUUAAGUUAAGUUUAUACUUGAUCCCCUUGAUCCCUUGGGUUAGAAUCGGCUUUACAAUGCUCUUAAUAUGUAUUUUUGUCUGAAAUCCCUCCACGAUGAUCAGAAACAAAAAUAAUCCUACCGAAAAGUGGCUUUGUGGGUUUCACGCUUCUAAUCAUUUUAUAAGGAAGAAUUUUACAAUAAAAUUAUGUUUUCUACCUACUUUAUAACGAGUAUAACUUUAUUUGUUAAUAUUUUAUGGAAUUUAACAUUAUAAGUAGGUAAUAAUAAUAUUAACAAAAAUAAUAAAGUAAUAAACUCAAUUAUAAUACACCUACAUAUUAUACAGGUAAAUACAAUAUAUUUAUAAUAUUUAUUUUGGACCAUGAUAUCAACAUAUAAUAUAUCCUCCAGCAUAGUUUGAAAUGGAUCAAGUCCUUGAAAUCUGGAUCGCCACUGCAUGAUUUUAUCGUCAUUUGUUCCUCGUUAAAUUCUGAGUGGAACAAAGAAGCUUAUGGUUUUAUAAAGAUGUUUAUAUUUUUUUUUUUAUCUGUGUGCAACUUUUCUAACAGAAAUCUUGCUCCAAUUUUUAAGUAUAGCACUUUUUCAAAAAUAAAUUUGACUGGAAAGAUACUUUAGAGAAGUCAUUUUUUGAUUUUCCUAAGAGUUUUCCCAACAAAUUUGAAAAACCGGAAGAACGGGAAAAUCGGUACAACAUUAAAUAAUUAUUAUUAAAGAAAAUUUAUAAUGCAUAUUUAAUUAUUUUUCCAUAAUAUGACCUAUAUAUUGUUGAAAAAGCAUCACUACCAACUGAAUUCUGCUCAAAAUCGUUUUUUUCGUUAGCAAUAGUUCAUCGCUGCUUAAAGGUAUACAUUAAAUUACCUAUAAGGCUAUAACAGUGGCUGCACCCAUCUCCAUUAUCUUAGGGCAACUUUUUUUUAUUAUUUCAUCCCUGGUAGUCUCAUUUAAGCGUGCAUAUCUACUAUCCAUAGAGUCAAAGUAAUGACUAAUGAAUUUAAAGAUAACGAAUAAUACGAGCCUAUUCUCACAAAAUGUAUUACAACCUAUUGAUAUGAAAACAUUUGUUAAAAUUAAAGUAGAAAACUGACCCAAUAUCACUAUAUCAGUGAAAUCAAGUCUGAGACAGAAGUCGGUCCCCGGAAUUGUAUAUUUGAUGUAUAAAAAUGCAAAGCGCACGGCAUACGACAUGCACAAAUUUGAGCUCGUAUGAUUGUAUGAGUAUGUGUUAUAAAUAGAAUACAACGCAUAUUCAGGUAAAUUAUAAUUUUUCGACCAGAAAUUAUAUUUAAUUUUGAUAGCCAGUGUAAAAUUCUGUCAAACAGUAUGAGGAGUUGUGAACAAGAACUUGGCGGACUAUCCCUUCGUGGGUGCACCUAGGAACAACAGAUGAGAAGUACCCAUGGUGUAUAAUGUUUGCAGAUUAUAUAGCUUUGAUAGGAGAAAACUCUUAAAGAAGUUAAAAGUAAACUUAAUGAAUAGGGAGUAACACUUAAAAGAAACGGACAGGGAUAAGUAGAAGUAAAACGGAAUACAUUUAGGGUAUAUGGAGUAUGAGUUUAGAGAAAAAUGACAGCUAACGACAAUAAACGGUUAUAGGUUAGGUUAAAUUUUAAGUACCUAGGAUUUUUUGCAUAAAAGAACAGUGGCUUUGAUAAGGAUGUGAAACAUAGGAUUGAGCGUGGUUGAAUAAAAUGAAGAAAAGCGUCAGAUGUUUUAUGCGACAAGAGAAUUCCACCGAGACUUUAUUAUUACAAAAAUAUACCAAAAAAAGAUGACCUAGGAUAAUGGGGACCGGUGCAGCCACUGAUAUAAGUGGGAAGUUGAGAAGGUAGUAGAGGGGAAAUUUAAUGUAUAUCUGAAUGCAACGAUUAACUAACAAAAAAAUGAUUCUGAGCGGAAUUCGGUUAAUCGUGUUGCUUUGUCAACAAUAUAUAUUAUAUCAUAUUAUAGUAAAAUAAUUACAUAUUAUUUUCUUUAACAAUAUUUUUUUAAAAUUGUAUUUAUUUUCCAUUUUGCCUACGUUUUUCACAGUUUUUUUCCCAUUUAUUAGGAAAACUCCCGGGAAAAUCAAAAAAUGACUUCCCUAAAGUACCUCCCCGGUCCAAUUUUCUUUCAGAAAAAGCAUCAUCACUAUAAAUCAGAACAAAAUUGCUAGUAGGAAAGUUAAUCAUAGAAAAAAAAAACAUUGUAAAAUCAAUACACUCCCUGCUCCACUCAGAAUCUAAAAGUAAAAUGUAUGCAUGUAUAAAUAUGGACUAAACGAAACGAUAAAAUAAUCAUAUUAAAUAGCUGUAGUGAUCAUUAUAAAUAACAACUAACGGUUUUAUAUAAUCGUUAAAUAACCACUAUGACUAUAAUGCAAAUCUGUUGUCUGAACAUAUACAUUAUAUGCACACAUCUGUUUAACAUUUUGUGUGUUAUACACUGUCAAGUUCUAUAGAACUGUAUUUAUCAUUCAUAAUAUUUGUGUAAUUUCAUUUGGCGAAAAUUAAACCCGUCAACAAAAUUGUUACAAAUUUGAAACUCGCAAAUACGUGACAAGAGGAUUCUUUUUUUCUGGUAAUGGUGGAAAGAACUCUAAACCAUGCGGUGCCUAAAAUCAUAAUCAUUGUAAAUAUAUGUACUAUACACUUAGUUAAUAUUCCCCUUAUUUUCCAGAAUAAUUUCAACUGGCAGAUUCCUAUGGUUAAGAUUUCGGUCCGAUGAAAAUAUUGAAUAUGAAGGGUUUCAUGCUGUAUACAGAUUUAUUAAGAAACCUCCAGCAGGUAAAUUACUUUCUAAUAAAUUAAUAAAAUAGAAAACUACCUCUUCUGGUUUAUAUGUUCCUUACAACAAUUAUCUAAGCAAAUUAAUAUUAUAAAAUUACGAGAUUUUUAACCAAUAAUCUUCUUGCAGAAAUAAAAUAUCGGUGGGGAGGGCUGCUUAAAUUUGUUGUUUAUUAAUUUGAUGUCUUUAUAACCUUGUUGUUAAGAUAGUUAAACUAUUGCUAACAUUUUCCUACUUUUGAAAAAAUAUCAAGGAGUCUGGAACCAAUUGAAGAAGAUUGGUUCCCCAAUUUGUAGGGCCAUAACUGCAGGGAUCUCUCCAUACUUGUAAUUACGGCCUUGAGUCUAGUAUAAAAGACCGUCACUCGAUAUUCCAAAAUACUCGAAAUAGUUUAUAGAAAUCAAUAAAAAUAAUAAGUAAAUAAUAUAGUUACUAUAUUUGUAUAUUAUAUAAUAUUUUUAUUUUAUACAAAUUAAGAUGAGGACAGAAGGCUACAUACUCUUUCGUGUUUCUAUACUAUACUGCAUCAUUCUAACCAACGACCAACAUAGCAAAAUUGCGUUGUUUAGAAUAUAAAUUGUUUCAUAUAAGUAGAAAUUAAUGUUUAAAUACAGAUAACAAAAUUAAAAUAGCAGAAUACUUUUCAGUGAAAAACUAUAUGAUGAUGCUAUUUUCUAAUUUACUGCCAAUCAAUAAAGUUGCUGCUAUGUUAGUUUUUGCUUUUUUCAAAUAACUUGAAACAGCAAAUGUGUUUGCCUAUCUGCUCUUUGAAAAUAUUCUACUCUUUUUGUGACGAACGUUUUGUGAUCUACGUUUGAGCUCAAAUUUUAACCUACAUACUAGUACAUACCUACAAUUUGUAUUUUAAAUAGGUAACAUUAUAAUUAGACUGAAAUAGUAAAUGCACACAUUUAUAUUUUGAUAGUUAACUAUAAACAUGGCUACUUAUAAGUUGCUUAAACGAGUGAACAAUAGUCGAACAAUUAAAGCGACAAUAGAGAGACAUUGUCGCUUUGGGUUGCUUCGCGAACACACGCCUAAUGUAUAAAAUAAUAUAAAUUUUAAUUUAUUGAUAUUUUAGUAGUUUAUAUACAGGAUGCCCCGCGUAGAUAUGCACAUUGGCAAUAUCUCCUGAGAUAAUAAAAAUAAUCAAGUUCUGUUUUCUGUUUAUGAUUCGUAGGGAUAAGGACUAAAAAUAUUUAUACCUGAACACAUUUUUGUUUUGGUAAAAAACUAAACAAAUUUAUUUUAAUUUUACUAUUUUCGAAAAAAUUGAAGAUAGCUAUUUUAUAGAGGUUAAAUAUUCUUUUGAAAAUUCAACCGUAUAAACUUUUUAUUUUCAUUAAAUUCGUUAGUUUUAAUAAUUUUUCAAAAUUCAGAGAAAAGUACCUAUAAUUAUGCAGCAGACUAUAAUUGCAUUCGUUAGUUGAUUAUUAUAACUAAUUACUAUGGCUAAUUGACUGUACACUUUUUUUCCUAGAGUAGAAUUUAGAUACUACACGGGAAAAAUAUAGUGAUGAUGAAAUAACGAGAAAUUUGUUGUUAAAAUAAUUAUACCAUUUUACAAUCACUAAAAUUGAAAACAAUAAAUGAAUUUUCUUUGUAUAACGUAUAUAUAGUUAUUUUGUAAGAUGUAUUCAUGUGGCUUAUUAAAAAAAAAAAAAAAUGAUCGUUUAAACUCUAAUAGUCUUACAUAAUUUAAAAAUGGGUGGGGGAGGUGAAAUUUUUGAAAAUUUACAAAGUAGACGUGAAUAAAAAAAGGUUAAGAACCACUGCUUUAAACCAAAUAAGCUCAAACUCAGGAAUUAGAGUUGUUUUAUAGACGAAUUUAAGUGAUAAAAAUUUGGUUGAGUUUCAAUACAAACAUUAAACUAUAUUGUUGUAGGUGAAAGCGGUUUUAUCUUUAUAAAUCUCAACAGACUCCUCAAAUGAAGCCUGGGGGAUGAAAGUUUGUAUAUGCAUUAUGCAUGCAUGUAUGUAUUUGUAUGUAUCAAGGAUGUGCCUUUUAAGAGUUUCAAUUUUCAAAACCCUUUAAUUUGUGAACAAAUAUUAAUUAUUAUUUGUCACAAUACCUCAGAGGGACAUAUGGUGCUACAGGUUUAGCAAACCGGAGCCCCUAGCUCAUACUAGUAUUAAGUCUAGGUGAAUGAGUGCAGUAGGCAUUAUCGUAUGGUCUCUUUGCUAUCGAAUUAUUAAUUUCUAUUAUUUUACUAUCGGCAUUUUGACACGUUCAGCUAUUUAACUAACGGCUGUUUGGUUUCGGUUGAAUAUAUUAUGUACGUUCCUAUGUCCUGCUAUGCAUCCUAUGCAUUUUUAUUGUAGGUCUAUAUGUAAUAACUCAAGAAAUUAUUUUGGUAGGUAGGUACUGAACUAUUAUUUAUUUAACCGAAUUAAAAACAUAUUUUGUGUUUGGUCGAGUUCAGACUUUAAGGUAAGUAUAUCUAUUUGACAUUUGCAUGGUACCUACCUAGGUAAAUUCUACGACUUAUCAGAUAUUUGACUAAAUAUAGGUAAGUAGGUAUUGCAAAAGUGAGAGUUUUCCUAGAUUGAAUAAUUUUACAAACCUGUAUCAGUUUUUAUCAUUAUAAAUAAUUAUAAGAAGAAAAUACAAACAAAGUAAAUUCUUGACAUUACACAAAAUUCGACUUUGAUUAGGUACACUGAAAUCUAAUUAAUAUUAAAUCAUAAAAUUAUAUAAUAAAAAAAUUAAAAUAGGUAUUUAUUAACUUGAAACAUUUUGAAUACAGAAGUCAUUAAAUCGAAAAUUGUUAAUACAUUCAUUUCAAAAAAAAAAAAUGUCUAGACAUAGAAAAAGUAGAGCUCCAGCCAUGGCGUAAAAAGGUGGAAGGUUAUCAAGGGUACAUAAAUAGUACGGAUAUAGAAGAUUUAAAAACCAAAAUAAAUAAUAAGACGUAUGACAAAGUUCCAUUAGAUUGUAUGUGGAUUAUAGAAGUACAACCAGGUUGGAAGGUAUUCAUUCUUAAACUAGAUUUAAUAUAAAAAUAUCAUUUCUUUGAAAUUAUUACACUUUUUAUAGAUUCAGCUUAAUUUUAAAGAUUUUGCAUUGGAAAAACCAAACGAUUGUGGAUUAAAUGUAGUAGAGAUUUUCUCUAAUCGUACAGAUAUGGCUUCACGUCUGAAGGUAUUUUGUGGAUCAAUUGCAGAAAUGGUGCAAUCGCCGAGUAAUAAAUUGCAUGUACGAUUUUUGGCAGUAGGGAAUGGAGUGAAAUCAAAAUUUUCAGCACUUUUUACUGCAUACCGUACUAAAACAAAAGAUGAAGGUAGGUAGCAAAAUUUAGUUAAUAAAACCUUAGUAAGUAUAACAAUAUUUAUAGAUAAUAUUAUAAUACCUGUACCUAUUGUUAUACACUAAAUAUGUAUCUACAUACCUACUGGCUGCUACUCACCAUGAUUUACUAAUAUUAUUAGGUAGGUGUCUAGCAUAACUUAUUAACUGAGGCAUGUAUUUAUCUUUGGCCAAAAAUAGUAUCUUAUCAUUUACCUCCAUGUGGAUAUAAAUGUAUCUUAUUUAUUUUAUGUAAAAUCAUUAUUUAUGGUAGUAUACUGCUUUAUAACUUUAUUAUUAAAUCACACGUAAAACCAAAAUACAUAUAAAUCAUGUUUAUAUAAUAUUGUUAUAAUUUUUUAUAUAAAAAAAAAAAAAAAAAAAACAUUCAAAUAUUAUUCAAAAUCAAAUUAAAUUUGGAAAUAUUAAGUAGACAACUCGUAACUAGGUAGGUACAAUAUUUUCAUUGAUUUUUUUUUCUUCCAAAAACAUGAAAUAUGAAUAAUUUCAUUAUAUUUGUAAAUUGUUGAUGUUUUACAUACAUUUUUAAAAUAAGUAUAUAAGAACUGUUUGCGGUAAAAAAAAUUUCCUUUUUUUUUGCCCUUUUCUUUUAUAAGUAGCCCCUAAAAUGUUAUCUCUUUAAUCACUUGCUUGUUGAUAAGCCUGGUGCUGGUAGGUAAUGUAAUAAGACAUUUAUUCUGCAUAUUUUCUAUAUAAAAAUGGGCUUCUUGUAUAGGUAUAAACCAAGCAAACCUAACUUCCAUAUUCUCACAAAAAAUGACAAUAAAAUAUUAAAUAAAUUUGACAUAGCUUCAAAUAUACAUUCAACUAAUUCCUAAAUCCACAAUAAAUUAUAAAACAAUAUUUUUAGUAAUAUGUUGUCGAACUAUUUAUCAGGAAAUUGUAUUUCAUCUUUAUGUAAUAUAUCAUAGACAUUUUCAAAAUAUUUCUAGCUUGUGGUGCUGAUCAAUAUGAUUGUGAAGAUCUAACUUGUAUAGCAUCUGAAUUACGUUGUAACCAAGUUGAAAAUUGUCGUUUCCGAUGGGAUGAAGAUGGAUGUCCAGUAUAUUUUUUAUUUUAUAUAUAUUUUUUUAAUUAUUAUUUUAGAUACUAUAUAAGAUUACAUUAUUUUAGGAAGAAGACAACAGAUUAAUGCUACUUUUCUCAAGUUUUGACAUAAUAGUUAUCUUGGUAGUAUUUUUUUUAAUAUUAUGUGGUAUGUGUUCUGCAUUCAUCACCAACAUUAUCCGAAAACUUGUACAUGAUCACCGAAUUAUUAAAGUAAGUGGUAAAAAAAAUGUUAAAUUAAUAGCAAGUAUAGAUUAUAUUAUAGGUUAGGUGUACAAAAUAAAAUUUAUAUAUUCAGUGUAAUUUUUUUUUUUUAAGUUCGAUGAACUAUAAUAUAUUGUACUUAUUACAGUUUUUUUAUUUUUUUAAUAUACCUCUUAAUAUUAAACUGCCAUUAUCCUGAUAAUAUUUUUUUUUACAUUGUUAACAUUGACAAUUAAUAAUUUUAAUAAUUCCUAACAAAUUUUUUUUUUUUUAAACCAGUUUAAGGGGAACAUUUUAAUGAUUUAGAAAAUUUGUUUUUUGUUGAAAAGAGGAAAUAGAAAAUUGACUUUUGAUUAUGUAACUAAAAACCAAUAGAAAAAUAAGUUAAAAUAAUGAUUAAAAUUGGUCACUGAAUAUAGUGUUUAGAAAUAUAAUUUUCAUAAUCCAAGUCCAAUGCAUAAAGAAGUUUUCUUCUUUUUAACAAAAAAGAUCAAAAUCAGAUCACUUUGCAAGCUUUUUAAAUACAAAUAAAGUGAUUUGUGGACUUUAUUAUUUCUAAUAAUAAUUCUUUACUUAAGGAAAUAAUUAGAGGUACAGUAGAAUCCGCUUAAUUGGGACACAUUGGGCGGUGACCUAUUUGUCAUCUAUUAGGCUGUUCACGAAUAGCUUUUUCAUUAUUUUUCAAUCGGCUUAGUACCGAUUUAGAGAUGCCUAUUAUUUUCUCUAACUCACGAUGACUGGAAGAAUGAGGUUGAGCUUUAAUUUUAUCCAGAUUAGAAAUUUUUUCAAUCAACGUUAAAUCUUUACGAAACGUAAAUUGUUACGUAUUAACACAAACUGAGAUCAAUAAAAACACACAUACAUUAAUACGCAGACGAAAGAACGCGAACUAAAGUUUUUCAAUUUUGUACGUAGGCUAGUCGACUCUUAUCGUGGUAGUAGAAGAAAAAUAAAUGAUUACCUAUAUAAUAGAGCUAUAAAGAUUAGAUAAUUACAGUUUCGAUAAGAAGUAGAUAGAUAAUUUAGGUCUUGCCUUAAACGAAUACAUUCGUUCGAGACUAUGACAAUUCAUCCCCAUUAAGCAGAUUCUACUGUAUAUGAAUUUCAAAUGUGUUUAUAUCUAGAAAACACAUAAUUUAAUUUUCUUUUUCUUUAAUAAAUUAAAUUAUUUACACCCUUAAAUUAGGAACACAUGCGGCAUUCAAGAGAAGAUCAUUUGGAUCAAAUUGGAAGAAUAAAUGUUACAGACGAACAAUCACUCGAAGAUUCUGGUCCCCAUGGACAUGACUAUCCUCAAAGUGAUAACAGUAGUCAAACCACUAAUUUAAUCCAAAACAAACACAUUAUUAACACAUCUAGUUCUGAUUGUUAUGUUCCAUCUGGUGAUCUUAUUCCAGUACUAAUGAAGCAUGACCCUCCUCGUCUUUAUACUUCUGUUGAAGAUGAAGAAGGUGAUGGAUUGAUGAGUUCCUAUCCAAUGACAACUGAAACUAAAGAUAUAGAGUGCCAAACUAGGGAGAGUCUUUUUGACACUUCAGUUGUGCCUAAAGUCACUGGUCAUUAUAGAGUAAGGCCAUCAGAAUCUCCUUUCAGACCACCAUUAGGAUUUUCUACUUUUGGAUACAGGAAAGAUUCAGAUAGUUCGGCUGAUGCAAAACCAUCAAAAUUUAGAGCUGAAGCCGUUAUUGAAAUGGAUAAGUUUUCAUCAGAACUAAGUCAAAGGCCAUACAGUAUUGAAUCAACAAAAUCAGCUCCAGAUGUUAUAGUCAUGCACUGACUAUGUAUAAUUGUAUACAAUUUAUAUUUUAUAGUAUACUUUUUAAAAGUAUACUUGUUAAGAAAAGUCAUAUUUAAACAAAAUGCUCAAAUUGGACUAAAAUAAAAAUAAUUGAACCGAUAGUUACGGGAGGAUAAAUAAUGUACAUUAACUCGUGAGUACUAUCAAUAUUUUCAAUAAAUUUAAUGUUUGAUAAAUAUUUUUAAAAAUUGUGUAUUGUGAUUUAUCAAUGAUAAUAUUCUUUAACUAUCACAAAUAAAUUUGUCUUAUAACCUAAGGGCUAAGUCAUAAUUACAAUUUGUAUUUUACUAAACAAAGAAUAUCAAAUAAAUUAUUCCAAAUUGAUAUUUACCAAAAUGUUUUUAUUUUAUCAAACACAUCAUUUUACUUUAUUAAAAUUUCAAAUUAUGUACUUGUAGUCAUUGUCCAUUUUUUUUUUUAUUAUUCUUGUAGACAUAUAAAUACAUAAAAUCAUUGUAUCUAUGGUUGAUUUUUUAUGGGUGUACAUAUUGUUGUGACAGUGCUCUUAAAAAUUUUAGUUUUCUUAUGUUGGCCGCUUCUCUUUUAAUUUCAUCAUUAUUAUUUGCAUUUAACUCCAAGGCACCAAUUGUUUUCAGCUACAUAAAACAAAUUUAAAAAACACCCCAUUUAAAAAUAGGAUUAAAAAAAAAAUUGUACUUUCAAAAUGUAUAUAGAAUUUAUAUAAUCAUAUAAAUAAAAACUAAAUACAAAAAUAACUUCCAAUAAAUUGUAAUGGAUAUUAUUAUUCCUAAUACC